Cuscuta campestris is the source of this 846-nucleotide messenger RNA. Lineage: Eukaryota; Viridiplantae; Streptophyta; Magnoliopsida; Solanales; Convolvulaceae. The record is from the annotation of a GenBank genome assembly.
AUUGCCCUUGGGAAUUCGGAAUACGAAUCCUUCAAGAAAGGGCCAUGUGAGACAAUCCAAGACAUGAACAAGAGGUUCAACGAGAUUGUCAACAAAUUGAGUAAGUUGGGUAAGACAUAUACUACUUCCGAGCUUAAUACGAAAAUUCUAUUUUCUUUACCUAAAGAAUGGCAUAGUAGUAUAGUGGAUUUAUUACCCAAAUGUGAUAUGGCCGAAACCGCCCACAUUUGGUCUUCCUUGUAUUCUCACGAACUUUUGUUGAGAAAGAUAAAAGAGGAAGAAAUGCGUGAAAAUCCCAAACUUACAAACGCCUUCAAAGCUUCCAAAGAAUCAUCAAGUGAAGAGUCAAGUGAUGAUUCAAGUGACUCAAGCUUUACGAAAGAGUCAAAUGAUGAAGAAGAUGAAGAGAAGGCAACGAGAAUGAAGUAUACGGAUUUCCUCAAAUGGAAGAAGUAUGUGAAGAGGAAAGAAGUAUACUCAAAGCCGAAAAAAGAACGGCAUAAGCCAAGGAAUCCACAGAAUAAAACGGUUUGCAAUUUCGUGAAGAAACGAUGGAGAUAUGCCCAAAUUACCGCAGGCUGUCCAGUUGUGACGGGAAUGAAAAAGUUGGUGAAUUUCGAUGUUGUUUCCACUCCCGCUCAUCCGUAAGGUUUCGGCCGAUGAUUUCCAGGUCUGUACCUUUGCGUUAGACUUGUCGAAUCAUUCAUCACAUACGUACAUGAACAUAUAUAUUAAUCCAUAUGUUGAAAUCAUCCCAAAAUAUAUAUGUGAUGCAUAUAUAAGUUAUCUAUAUGUUGAGAUUAAAAUACACCAAAUCCAUAAAGUUAAUAUACACAUAAGUAGGUA